This is a messenger RNA of Hepatospora eriocheir, 1260 nucleotides long. The record is from the annotation of a GenBank genome assembly. Lineage: Eukaryota; Fungi; Microsporidia; Hepatosporidae.
AUGAUACAAGCAAAAGACCAGGAAGUUGAAAAAAGAACUAAAAUUAAUUAUUUAGUUAACAUAAGAUCCGAUGAUGACAUUAUAAUCUGUGAGGAUGUUUAUGGGGUAGCAUACACGGGAGAGAUUUUGGGGAUAAUAGGACCAUCUGGGUCUGGUAAAUCCUCACUUUUUGACUAUUUAAGUAUGCAAUACUCUAAGACUAAAAUUUCAGAAGGAACAAUAUGGAUAAACAACGAGAAAGUGGGGAUUAAAUAUUUUAAUCAAUACCUUUCUUACAAAUCACAAUUUACACAUUCUUUAAAAAAACUUACCGUCAUUGAACAUUUAAAAUUUCAACUUUAUAUGGAAGGUAUUGAAGUAACCAUUAAUAAACUCAAAUACAUUAAUAAUGUAUUGUUUACAUAUGGUAUGUUAAACAAGAAAUAUACACUACUUGAUACGUUAUCAACUGGUGAAUUAGAAAGGGUAAAUACAAUUUCUAGUAUUUUAUUAAAUUCACAAAUACAAAUAUAUGAUGAACCAUUAAGUAAUUUAGACGUAUGUACAGCACAUAGGAUGUUAGAAGAUUUAAAAAAUAGUGCAAGGAAUAAUAAUAAGUGUAUAAUUUUAACAAUUCAUCAACCCAAUCCAGAAAUUUUAAGUUAUAUUGACAGGUUGAUAGUAAUGUGUAAACAUGGAGUAGUUUAUCAGGGAGAAACUAAAAAUUUUAGUAAAUAUUUCAGUAAUCAUUUUAACAUAUCAAUUAAAACAGCUGAAGAUUUGAUUGAGUUAUGUUACAUUCUUGAUGAAAACGAGUCAUUUAUGAAUCAAGUAAUAAGUGAAUGUAAGAAAAAUUAUUUGAUGGAAAGUGAAGCUCAAAAUGAAGUAAAAUACAUACCAUUUAAAGAAAAUCCAAAGAAAUCAUUUUUUAAGUUUAGAAUUUCUUAUUACAUCUUUAAAAAUCUAUGGAGAGUAUUAUUGAGUUCUCUAGGAUUUUUUAAAAUAACUUUUCUAAUUAUACAACUUUUAGUAUUUUUAUUAGGAAUUACUUCAUACAUUAUUUGUUGUUUUUCUACCACCAAAACAGGAAAGUUAUAUUAUUUAUCUACUUCAAUUUGUUUAAUGUAUUAUUAUAUUAUAAAGCAGUGUCUCUUUUAUUCUGUAACAUAUGAGAGAGUUAUUGAUAGUCCUAUUUUUGAUUUUUUACCAGACACAAUUUAUUCAAAAUUAUUAAAAGAAAAAAAGCAGAUGAUUAUACUUAUUGUGAGAUUUAUAAAAUAA